Molecule: messenger RNA, 2877 nt
Organism: Fibroporia radiculosa
Lineage: Eukaryota; Fungi; Basidiomycota; Agaricomycetes; Polyporales; Fibroporiaceae
Exons: 6
Coding region: 1-2877 (958 amino acids)
Biological process (GO): activation of GTPase activity; signal transduction; regulation of fungal-type cell wall organization
Cellular component (GO): cell cortex
Molecular function (GO): GTPase activator activity
Source: RefSeq, a predicted model, not a curated record
AUGCCAGUUUGUUCACACCGCUCGAAAGCGUUUUCUGUGUCAGAUGCAUCAUCAUCUGAAGAACAGCCUUGGGAGAAUAGGCCGUCCAUCACAGGGAACGUAUUCGAUGCGCAACCCCCUCUUACGCCUCGUGGGAUCCUCCGCCAGCCGCGUAGCAGCUCGCAAGUACGCCCCUGCACCACUGCUCUUCAGCCGCCGAGUCCUUCGUCUAGGACACGCACUCCCCCGCGUGAGUACGCCGCAGGCGGAAAGCUUCAUUCUCUAGCAGAUGAAGUUUCCACGGCGGACAUUCCUCGCCAGCAACACUCCUCUCUCGCUCUUUCCUCCAAGAAGACUCCUCCCACGACUCAUUCGGCACCUCAAGCUCGCCCAGAUCCCAAUGUGGCGAAGCCGCUCACACCCAAGCUCAAACAGGGCACACCCGCUCGUCGCCCCUCCUCCUCCGCCGACCCCGCGCCAUGCCCGCCCCUCUUUCCACUCGUGCACCCACGGUUCCAUGCGAUUCACUCCACCGACAUCGACGCCGAUCGCCUCGCACGUGCAUGUGGUCAGCUGCCGGCUGCGCCUGCUCCCGAACGCCCCCGUGCGGCGUCGUGCAAUAUGCUGUCGAGGACCGCCAUCAUAGCGGGGCGGGAGGAAGACGCGGGGCUCGCAUCUGAUCUCGGGUGGGCUGCCGGGUCGAGCGCGGACGUGGAUACAGAUUUUGGCAAUGCGCGGACAAAGAGCAGGCGUGCAAAGUCUAUGCGUAUCCCACAAUCCUCGAGUUGUAACGCUUCCACUUCCACCUCGUCCGACAGAUCUGCGAGUCUCGCCAUUUGUGACAGCGCGGAUUUUGAUGCGAUGACUUGGCAGCAGUCUCCGCUUCUUCCAGCUUCGGAAUCCGAGUCCCAACCGCCUCCUGUGUACCAGCCGGAGGACCCGGUUUCAGUGCUGAAUGUGCUGAAUGACAUUCUGCUGUUGGAGAAGCUACGUCUAGAGGACUUUCUGGAUGUGGAUGAGAUCGUGCAGGUGAAAGAACAGGAAAAGGAGGUGCGAAGGAAGAGGAUGGCCAAAUUGGAAGGAGACGAGAUUGACGAGGGAGCUCCCGAUGACGCUGCAAAAGGUGAUCAGCCUCACAUCUUUGGCGCAAAACUGCUUAACGCUUUGGAUCGUUCGUCUGUCAUGACGGUGAUUGGCGGGUACCAACAUGAGAUUCCAACUGUUGUAUAUGCUUGUGUCGAAGAGUUAUACCGUACUGGCAUCUAUCAAAAUGGUCUCUUUCGUGCGCUUCCAAAUCGUACCCACCUUGUGGAGCUCGUUCACAUGUUCGAUCAGUUGGAACCUGAGUCGUCUCCACCAUCCUUGCAUCAUGCAUCGAUGGCAGACAUCUGUGCUUUGCUCUCUUCCUAUGUCAAUUCACUCCCGGAGCCCAUUGUUGACCGAGUGGUGCACAAUGCCCUCUGGUUUUGGUGCGUCAAUCCUAUUUCAACCCGUGACGAGGAGAAGCGCAGAGAAUUGAAGGGCGAGUCGGAGACUCAGACACGCGCUCUAGCCCUUCCAAACAAAAUGUGGCGCAAGCGAUCUCAUUCGGAGCCACGAAUUGCGACUGUUACUGCUAGUGCGCCUACAGGCAGCAAAACACCAGAAGAGCUGCGGAAGGAGGUAGCGGAUAAAGAACGCCCGAGGAUCGACAUCGCCCGACACGUGCUGAAGCUGCUCCCUCCGGAAAAUUUGGCACUGUUCGCAUACCUCUUCGCGUUCUUUACCCAGAUCCCGCUUUGCCCAGAUAAUGGACUCACGUACGAGGACGUUGCGCGGAUAUUCGGCCACCGCAUCUUGGGUGGACCGAGUAAAAAUGCAGCGCGGGUGCUCAUGGUGUGGCUGCUGAAUCGCUGGCCUCAGAUUUGCAAGGUCGCAUUGGACGAGGGGGAUACGAUAGAGAGCGCGCUGGAGGGGAAGCAGCUGAGGAAGCCCUUGAUGCGCAAAGAUUCGGAGAAGGCGGGAAGGAGGGCUUCUGUUCCAGUCAGCCAAAACACGUAUGCUUGGACCGAAGCUUCAAGGGAGGUUGUACCUGAGCAGGCUUAUCCGCAUACGCCUCCGUCUCGCGAGAUGCCGCCACCACCGGUUCCAGCGCAGGUGAGAGCUAGAGUAUGGGGGCGGCCCUACUCGAUGUCGAUGUCGUCGGAGAGUUCUUGUGGGACGUACGCCUCAAGCACUGCGAGUGAGCAAAGUGAUGUUCCAGUUCCCCCGGAACUCUAUGUAUCCAUUAUGCCGGAGAUGGAUGACGUGAAGGCGGAGCAUGAGGAGUAUACGCCGCAUGAACGCUUGCUUCAUGUUGUGCAGGAGCAGGAGCAUCAUCAUCAUCCCCGGUACCAGGAGUUAGGAUACAUCAGAUCGUCGUUAGUUAGUGAAGAUGAGAGCGUGGUUCGCGCGCAUGAACUAUACAAGAUUGGACAGGACUGUGGACCGGAAGAUCUCGAAAGUUUGUACUUGUCAGCUGAAGAUGGUCACGAUGGGUUUCAUGAGGAGCAGCGAAGCGAAUGGGGGCGCCCUUCCUCUGCUCGCCCAGACUCGCCCACGCUCCCAGCUGAUCUCCCAUCGUCCAACCGGAAGCUAUCUUCCGCAUUGCAGCGAAUUUCCGACCUCGAGAGUGAGCUGCAGCGCACUCGCGCUAGUGAUAGCGGCAACGUAUCCGAAGCUCACACACCUAAUGGGCUUCCCGUGUCUUCCCGUGCUAUCUUUCGCGGGCCUAUGAACGAACUGCAAGACGAGUUUGAUGUGUCUGACAGAGAGAUGAAGAGGAAAUUGAACACAGCGGUCCAUGAACGCGACAGUGCGAGGAGGCUCAUGAAUGAAUUCCAGAAAUACCUCGACGGGGCUCGGGAUCAGGGUGUCUGA